Camelus dromedarius (Arabian camel) is the source of this 2265-nucleotide messenger RNA. Its product is annotated as protein VAC14 homolog. Bases 1546 to 2256 code for a protein of 236 amino acids. Gene Ontology annotation, cellular component: endosome membrane; PAS complex. The record is from RefSeq and is a predicted model, not a curated record. Lineage: Eukaryota; Metazoa; Chordata; Mammalia; Artiodactyla; Camelidae. The transcript is spliced from 4 exons. Gene Ontology annotation, biological process: phosphatidylinositol biosynthetic process.
CUAUUGAUGGACACUUAGGCUGUUUCCAUGUCUUGGCUACUGUGAAUAGUGCUGCUGUGAUCAUUGGGUGCAGGUGUCUUUUUGAAUUAAGGUUCCCUCUGGAUAUAUGCCCAGGAGUGGGAUUGCUGGAUCAUAUGGUAAGUCUAUUCUAAGUCUUUUGAGGAAUGUCCAUACUGUUUUCCAUAAUGGCUGCACCAAACUAUAUUCAGACCAUUUUCCCCACAGCAUUUAUCGUUUGUGGACUUUUGAAUGAUGGCUGUUCUGACAGGAAGGAAAGAAGGGGGUGGGGGGAGGGAGGAAGGGAGGAAGGAAUUUGAUUUCUCCUUCCAGCUGAGAUGGAAUGAUAGAGAUCAGAUGUAACUUGCCCAGCUGAAACAACUAGUUUCCAGGCUACAACACAGGUUGAGGAACUAAGAACCCAGCUGACUCCCUGAGUUGGGGAGAUAAAGGUAAGUGUGGGGAAACUAAGGUAGCUAGAGAGAGGCAAUAGCUCAGUGGUAGAGUGUAGGCCUAGCAUUCAGGAGGUCCUGCCUGGGUUCGAUAACUGGCAGGAGAGGUGGGAGAGGCACGCUCUGUCUUCCUGCCAUCUUCCCGUAUUACAUGGCCUCCUCAUGCUUUUCUGUGUCCAUUUCUGUGUCUCCUUCCCACCGACUCUGUCAUAUUUGAGGCCCCCUUCCUGACGCUGUAGCUGCGGUGUUCUCUCAUGGGAAUACUGCAGUUUCCUUCUGUCCAACUAGCCCGCCUCCCCCAGCGCAGCCUCUCCAGGCUCCCAUCAGAGGCACCAAGUCAAAGCACAGACCUGAGCGUGUCACCCCUACUGCUGGAAACCCUUCUCUGGCUCACCUCCCCUCUCCCCUUGUCUCCAGCCACACCUUCCACACACGAAACUCCUGACGCCCUCCCCUGAAUACAUCAGGUUUCUUCACGGACCCGUGCCUUUAGCCACGUUGCUCCCUGUUCUGAGAUCCCCCGCCUUCUCUGUUUUCCGGGAAAACGCUUGUUAAUGAUUCUACGAUCUGACUCACACGGCACCUCCCAGUCAGCCCCGAGACACUUGCCUCUGCGGCGUCGCUUGUGCUGUGUUGCAACCUGGACUUGUUUGUGUGUGCAUCUUGCCUAUCGACCCAGGCCUAGUUCACCACUGUUCCCGGAAAUAAUGUCAGACACAGAGAACCUUUUGGGUGCGUGAAUCGAGGGCUAAGCAAGUGCUGAAUGAAAGAGAUGGGACACUGCACCUUUUAGUCUUCAGCAAGACAUUCACUUGCACUCUCUCAGAUUCUAGAAUCUUUCAGAUUCCACUGUUCCUUGUUCUAUUGUAGACAAGGGAAACAGAGGCCCAAAGAAGGGAAACAACCAUCACCCCCCUAGCGCCUCCCAGUCAGCAGCAGAGCUGGGGAAGGCCUGCCCCGAGACUCUCGAUUCAUCUUCGUAACAGGCCAUCUCUCUCCCUCAGCCUUGGCCCUCAAGCUUGCACCCACAGGAGCAGCCUGCUUCUGCUGGUCCUGAGCUCCUCUCUUCUCUCUCUCCAGGCUGGUCUAGGAGUUCAUGGCCCAGAACAACACCGUGCAAAUCAAACAUGUGAUCCAGACCCUGUCUCAGGAGUUUGCCCUGUCUCAGCACCCCCACAGCAGGAAAGGGGGCCUCAUCGGCCUGGCCGCCUGCUCCAUUGCACUGGGCAAGGACUCGGGGCUCUACCUGAAGGAGCUGAUCGAGCCGGUGCUGACCAUCUUCAAUGACGCUGACAGCAGGCUGCGCUACUACGCCUGCGAGGCCCUCUACAACAUCGUCAAGGUGGCCCACGGCGCCGUGCUGCCCCACUUCAACGUGCUCUUUGAUGGGCUGAGCAAGGCUGUGAGAGCAUGGAUGCUCUGGGGGCCUCUCCUGCCUGGCUCAGGCUCUGCCAUCUUCCCCCACGGCCCCUGGCCCCAAGCAGCUCAUGUGCCUUUGACCCACAGGAUGUCGAGACAGAGAGCAACGGUUCAACCCACUGAGCUUCAUCCCUUUGUUGUGGGAGAGGAUUUACUCCAACAGCCAGUACGCCCGGCAGUUCAUCAUCUCCUGGAUCCGUGUGCUUCCCGCUUUGAGGAGCUAAGAGCUCGUCUACCCCAGCCUCUGAGGAGCACUCAUCUGACAAGUGUAUCCCAUCACGUGUGGUCCCCCUCUGGGUGGAUGACCCAGAGCAGAAGUGGCACUGGUGGAGGCUCCUCCAGCCCUGGCUGGCGUGUGCUGUCUCCCUUCUCCUCUGCUCAUUGGUAGGUGUGAGGU